AUAAUAAAAUCAAUCAUCACAAUCUGGUUUCUAUCAAAAACAAAAAUAUUUUGAUUCAAAUAGAUUUCAGUCAGGUCAAAUCUCAGUACAGGCAAUGGAUACAUCAAGAUACAUCAUAUUAAUCAAAUGGUGCUUAUUAGAAUUUGUAUCUUCAUGUCAUGCCUUUGAAUUUUUAGAAAAGUUUGGGGAAUGGAUAGGAGCGAUAGAAAAGAAAGAACUUCAGAUUUAUUAUUUCAAUUCUACUAGUCAACCAUUAACAAAAAUUCUUCCAAUUGUUAAUUCGACAUCUCAAGACAGUUGCAGCUCAGUGAAUUGUUUGUGUUCUGAUGAAAUAGCCAAUGAUUUCAUUACGGGUUCAUGUUCAGAUACAGUAGAAUAUUUAUUUGUGACAAUUGUCAUUUUAUUAUUUCUAAUGUUAUUUUUGUUCAUCAUGUAUUGUUCUGAGAGAAAGCACAACAGAAUGUUGAUAAAAGAAGCAGUUGAAGAAAUGUAUUGUCGUGAAUCUGCUCAAGAAGUUAAAGUUUCAACCAAAGAUUGUGAUCUAAACUCAGUCAAAAUUGAUUUGCAUGAAGAAGAAGAAAAAGCUCAAGAGAGUGUCGUAUCGAAAGCAGAGAAUUUCGAUUUAUAGAACUUUUCAUUCAUAACGAAAAUAUAAUGAGUAUUAAGUAAAAACCUAAUGUCUUCCACCGAUGAAUCUCCUGUAUUAAACGUAGAUAAACUUUCACAAAAAAUAUGUAAUAAAUAAAAAUAUUUGUUAAUC
Molecule: messenger RNA, 760 nt
Organism: Clunio marinus
Lineage: Eukaryota; Metazoa; Arthropoda; Insecta; Diptera; Chironomidae
Source: the annotation of a GenBank genome assembly